Molecule: messenger RNA, 1419 nt
Organism: Trypanosoma rangeli
Lineage: Eukaryota; Euglenozoa; Kinetoplastea; Trypanosomatida; Trypanosomatidae
Product: putative membrane-bound acid phosphatase 2
Exons: 1
Coding region: 1-1419 (472 amino acids)
Biological process (GO): dephosphorylation
Molecular function (GO): phosphatase activity
Source: RefSeq, a predicted model, not a curated record
AUGCCUGGCCUGCGCUUUUUGUUUACCGUUGUUGUCCUGCUCUUGCUGCUGUCGGCGCUUCUUGUGGGCGCCAAAGAACCUAUCCAGCAUGUCAGCAUUGUUCACCGCCACGGUGCGAGGGAUGCACCGCCUCUCAUUCACAAGGGUUUUGCCGACGUUACACAGCUGACGCCAAGUGGGGAGACAAUGAUGCAAAACCUUGGAAAACUGCUGCGGGUGACGUACGACAGUUUCAUCUCUUCCUACGACCCCGAUGCGUAUGACGUCUUCUCUGAGGAUGCUGACAACUGCAUCCAGUCGGCGCACGGGGUGUUACAAGCCUUUUGCUACUCAUCCUCCCCAUUUUUUCCCAUUGUAAGGCAUACGCCUAUGGAAACGGAUUGGCUUAUGGGAUUCAACCACAUGCUUCCCAAUAUGUAUGCCCGUCCUCAGUGGUUUUUCUCAUACCGGAAUAACGAUACGCUGGCGCGAGCGAUGCUAUCUACAGCCGAGCUUCAAACGCUUUCUAGUGAAUUUGGCAGCUGGUGCACGGAAACACCUAUGCAGUGUGCCCUUUUUGCUGCGGACGCUCUUCAGUCCAGGAUUACUGCGGGCAACGUGUCCACACAACUCCAAGCUGUCUUUAAGGCUAAACUUUUACCCUUGUCGUAUGGUGAUAAUAAACACAAGUUUGGUUUCCAUUCUACGGAUCCUUACGCCGUAGUAGGAUCUCCAGCCUACAGCCUAACGGCAAAAGUGUUGCAUGAUGCAGCAACCGGCGACAAAAAAGUUUGCCAAUACUCCGUUCAUGAUUAUGCCAUAUUGGGUGUGCUUAACGUCCUUGGCGGAAUUCAACUGGAUGACAUUGAUCCCAAGUGGCUUCCCCGCUUCGGCGCCGUGUUGACGGUGACAAGCUACCGCAACGGAAACGUUUCCUUCAGCUACGCUGAGCCUCAGCAGGAGGCGGGAUCCCGCCUGGACUACGUUUCGGGUUUAUUACCCAUAACGGUGCAUUGCCAAACGGCUGAGGGAUCAGACUAUGUGGCAUCAACGUGCCCAUUGAGUGAUGUUUGGCGUCACGUGAACCGCUCAAAGCCGACUAUGGCGGAUCCCUUUUGCUAUCUUCGUCCGGAGGAUAAGUGUGACAUACUUGAUGCAGUGCCUAGCGCACACUGCCAGUACUAUCGCAAGUACUGCCCAAACGAGGUAUGUGGGCCCAGUGCGGAGCUGGAUCCCUCGCGGAACUAUACCUGUGUUUCGUUUUCCAAGAGGAAACUUAUGAAAAAUUACCUCCUUGCGUUUAUUCUCGCCGGCGUGGUUGGCGCGGUUGUGGGAAUAGCUAUUGGUGCUUUUAUUGCUCUCUUGCUUCGAAGAACAGAGUCGAGGGAAGAGCAUCGGCGGCUUGUUUUAAAUGCCGAAGCGGGCGGGACCACUGCCUAG